This is a messenger RNA of Vigna unguiculata (cowpea), 2255 nucleotides long. Its product is annotated as cytosolic endo-beta-N-acetylglucosaminidase 1-like. Gene Ontology annotation, biological process: protein deglycosylation. Gene Ontology annotation, cellular component: cytoplasm. Lineage: Eukaryota; Viridiplantae; Streptophyta; Magnoliopsida; Fabales; Fabaceae. The record is from RefSeq and is a predicted model, not a curated record. Gene Ontology annotation, molecular function: mannosyl-glycoprotein endo-beta-N-acetylglucosaminidase activity.
GUCAAUGCAAGUAAACGGUGACUGACUUGGUGUUGCCGUGUUGAUAACUUAGUUCUUCGACUCCAUACAUAACUUGUCCACAUUCUUAGUCCAAACACACUCCGUUCUUCUACAAACAACAUACCAUUAUCUAACAAUGUCUAAGUCCAAGUUUGAUCCUAAGCAGCCCUCAUUGCCCAUAUCAUAUCCAAUCCAUGAACUCCAGGACCUGGAAUCAGGCUCCUACUAUCAAUCCUUUCACUACCCUUUUAACAAAGCUUCAGUUCCCAUCGAAACUGGCUAUUCUGCACCAUUACCUGAUCGAAGAAGAAUACUUGUGUGCCAUGAUAUGGCUGGAGGGUACUUGGAUGAUAAAUGGGUCCAAGGAGGAACCAAUGCAGAUGCAUAUGCCAUAUGGCAUUGGCAUUUGAUAGAUGUGUUCGUCUACUUCUCUCACAACCUUGUCACACUCCCUCCUCCUUCUUGGACUAAUGCAGCUCAUCGUCAUGGUGUUAAGGUGUUGGGGAGUUUUAUCACUGAGUCAGAGAAGGGAAGUGCUAUCUGUGAAAAACUGCUUUCAACAAAGGAGUCUGCUCGAAUGUAUGCAGAACGCUUGGCAGAGCUGGCUUUUAAGUUAGGCUUUGAUGGGUGGCUGUUGAAUAUGGAGGUAGAAUUGCAACCAAAACAGAUUCCUAAUUUGAAAGAGUUUAUCAGCCAUUUAUCAUUAACAACACAUUCUUCAGUGCCUGGAUCGCUAGUGAUAUGGUAUGACAGUGUCACUAUCGAAGGUGAUCUAUAUUAUCAAAAUGAACUAAAUGAACUUAAUAGACCUUUCUUUGAUCUAUGUGAUGGGCUAUUUGCAAACUAUGAAUGGGAGGAAAACUAUCCAAGUCGAUCUGGUUCUGUUGCUGGUGAUAGAAAGUUUGAUGUGUACAUGGGGAUUGAUGUAUUUGGAAGGGGAACAUAUGGUGGUGGACAGUGGAAUACAAACCGAGCUCUUGAUGUAGUAAGAAAAGGUGAUGUUUCUGCUGCAAUAUUUGCUCCUGGAUGGGUCUACGAGACUAAGCAAGCACCAGAUUUUGAAACUGCACAGAAUCGUUGGUGGAGUCUCGUGGAAAAAUCUUGGGGCAUAGUGCGAAAGUAUCUUAGAACAUUACCCUUCUACACAAAUUUUGAUCAGGGACGCGGUUUUCAUAUUUCAGUUGAUGGAGAUCAAAUAUCAGAGGCUACUUGGUGUAAUAUUUCUUCCCAAGGCAUUCAGCCACUCCUUGAGUUUGCUGAUUCUAGUACAAAUCCUAUUCAACUUCUUGUAGACUUGAAAGAAGCAUCAUAUAGUGGAGGGGGAAACAUUACAUUCAAAGGAUCUCUUGAAAAGGAUACUAAAUUCAUGAGGAGAAUCUAUGAAGGAGAGUUCAUUUUAAGCGAAUCGCUCAUCCACUUCUUUUAUUCUGUGAAAUCUGAUAGCAAUUCUUCUCUGGGAAUCGUGCUCAAGUUCACCUCUACUGUGAACAAAUCAAUGUCUGUGCUACUCACUUCACAAGGAAUAAUGGAUGAUGUGUCAAGUGCAUUUACCAAAGUAGUCACAACAAAUGAACACAAGGGAAAGGCCCCUGGAUGGGUUAUAAAUGAAGGUGCCAUUGAAAUGAAGGGAUACGUUCUGACAGAAAUCCAUGCUUUGUGCUACAGGCCAAAGGUUCCACCCAGAGAAAUGGGACUGAAAUCAAGACCAUUAGGUCCUGAUCAUGCUGCUGUGGCUUCCUCAACUGAUUAUUUUGCUGUUCUUGGUCAUGUCACAGUCAAGACUUCCAACUAUAAGCCAGAUUUUCCAGUUUCUUCCUUAUGGCUAGUUGAUGGUGAAUUCAUCAAUUGGACUUCUCAUCCUCCUCAGGAUUCAAGGAUCCUCAGUGUUAAAAUUUCAUGGAAGCUGAAAGAAGGAAAAAAGUUUGUAUUUCAACACUACAAUGUGUAUGUGCAGAAACUGCCAAAGGUAGCAGAUGGUAAUCAAAGCACAGCAUCAGAACAUGUGCAGGAGUAUCUUGGGGUAGCACAUGUAAACUGUUUCUAUGUUUCUGAGCUCAAAGUUCCUCCUAGCGUUUCUAGUCUCAAAUUUAUCAUACAAGUCUUCGGUUUUGAUGGCACAAAUCAAAAUUUAGCAGAGUCUCCAUUUUAUCAAUUGGAGGUAAAAGGUCCCUAAAUUGUCAUUAAGGAAGUAUACAUCUUGUAUUUCGGACAUGCCAGAAUAAGAGAUAAAAGGUCAACAAAUUGUCAUCAAGGAA